GAAGAAAAAAAAACAUAACCUUAAAAUUUCAAUGUAAAUUUGUAAAUAAAACUCAUUUUUAAAAUACAAGUUUUUGUAUUCAAUCAUAUGUUUGAUUAUUUAAAAUGAACGACGGAUUAGAUUUUAUUCCAUCUAAAGCGUCCCUGCUAAAAUCAAAAGAUGCAAACUUUGAGUCUGUAGUUUUUGAAUCUUACAAAUCAGCUAAGAAAGCAAAGAAAUCAACAGAAGAUAGUAAUGCUAAAGAAAUAGAUGGAAAGAAUGAGCUGAACAUGAAAGAAGCAAAACAUGAGAUCAUAAAAUUAGGAAUGUCAGGAUUGAAUUCAAAGAAGAAAGAGGAAGCUAAGAUAAACUUGUUAAUACAAUUGGGUGCUAAACCACCAAAAAGGAAAAAUAAGAAUUAUAAAGAACUUUGCAUGGAAAGGAAAAAGGCCAAAGAAAAAGAAGCCAAAACAAUACAGCUGUCACAAUUAGGGAAAAAUCAACAUGGUAGAUCAACAGCUAAAGGAAAAAGCUUUGACCGCAAAAGAAAAAAAGAAAAUAAUAUAUUAUCAAUUUAUGGAAAAGUUCAAAAAAAUAAAUAAAUAAGCAUUUUAUUGUA
Diabrotica virgifera virgifera (western corn rootworm) is the source of this 598-nucleotide messenger RNA. RefSeq lists its product as uncharacterized. Lineage: Eukaryota; Metazoa; Arthropoda; Insecta; Coleoptera; Chrysomelidae. The record is from RefSeq and is a predicted model, not a curated record. Bases 105 to 581 code for a protein of 158 amino acids. The transcript has 3 exons.